Messenger RNA from Papilio polytes (common Mormon), 4989 nucleotides. It is a transcript of the gene rst, whose product is annotated as irregular chiasm C-roughest protein-like. The transcript has 22 exons. The record is from RefSeq and is a predicted model, not a curated record. Gene Ontology annotation, cellular component: cell-cell junction. Gene Ontology annotation, molecular function: cell adhesion molecule binding. NCBI's taxonomy places the organism in Eukaryota, Metazoa, Arthropoda, Insecta, Lepidoptera, Papilionidae. Gene Ontology annotation, biological process: cell-cell adhesion. Bases 457 to 3129 code for a protein of 890 amino acids.
GCGCGAGACGUGGCAGUGUGUAUGUACCCCUAUUCGCGACGCGCGUGGAUUUACGCGGCAUUUUAAUAUUAUUCUUCAUUCGUUUUUGUUUUAAACGAGUGAAUUAUAUGACAAUUUUAAAUGACUUGUUGAGAUUUUUUGUUUUAUUUUAAGUGAAUGGUGUUUGUUUUAAGAUUAUUUUGGAUUUAACAUUGUGUUUAGUGUAUGAUAGUGUUAUUUUUUAAUUAAAAAGCUGACCCCACCGAGACAUCGUCGCGUGCGCUCCAUGUGAAAUAAAUCAAGCAACACUAAACCAUUUAUCAUUGAAACUUAAAAAGGUGUCCAAAAAUAGACAUGGCGCUUAAAUUAUAUGCGUCCGUGAUUAAAAUAGAAUCGACAUAGUAGGGGUUGGACUUCCGUUCAAAAUGUGAUUCAAAUAUAGACAGGAUAUCCCUAGUGUUGGAAAACGUUAGAACUAUGGCUGAAUACAAAAGUAGAUUGAGAUUAACCAGUAGGUGUGUGAAUCCUUUAUUCCUGUUGUUACGGACUAGUAUGUUUUUAGUGUUAAUAUCUGUGAUCAGUGUAUGUAGUGGUUAUGUUGAACAGAAGUUUGCUAUGGAACCACAAGAUCAGACAGCAGUGGUGGGUUCCCGAGUUAUAUUGCCGUGUCGUGUGGAGAACAAAGUGGGUCAAUUGCAGUGGACUAAGGAUGACUUCGGACUUGGUUUGCAUCGUGAUCUCAGUGGAUACGAAAGAUAUAAAAUGAUUGGAAGCGAUGAAGAAGGUGACUAUUCCUUGGAUAUAAGAGAAGUGACUUUGGAGGAUGAUGCUAAAUACCAAUGCCAAGUCAGCUCUGGACUAAGAGGGGAACCUGCAAUUAGAUCUCGAUACGCCCGUCUGUCGGUCCUCGUCGCACCUGAGCCACCGAAAAUACUGCAAGGGAAUUUCUUCUCUACGGCUGAAGAUAGAACGGUGAAAUUGGAGUGUAUAUCCGUCGGUGGGAAGCCAGCGGCUGAGAUCACGUGGGUAGACAGUAACGCUGGAGUUAUAACACAAGGUGUUACGAACACGAUCGAACCGCUAUCAGAUGGACAUAGAUUUACAGCAAGGUCUAUUUUGAAGCUGACCCCCAAGCAGGAACAUCAUAAUCAAACGUUCACGUGUCAAGCUCAGAACACGGCAGACAGAGCGUACCGGGCCGCUAGUAUACAAAUAGAGGUUAAAUAUGGACCUAAAAUCAAGUUGUUAAAGAAAUCUGGCAACAAGGGGAAGAUACCUGAAGGGGAGGAUCUUGUUGUUGAUUGCAAAGCUGAUGCGAAUCCAAACAAUUUAACAUACAAAUGGUACCUUGAUGGUGAUCUUAUUGGAAACCAAUCUGAAUUGGUUAUAACAAACGUAACAAGGAAACACAAUGGAGCGGUGCUCAAGUGUUUAGUUUACAAUGAAGUUGGGAAAAGUGAGGAGUCUGAGACAUUGGAAGUUACAUACGCCCCAUCGUUUCGAAGCUUCCCUAAAGACGUGGAAGCGGAAAUCGGUAAAGUGGCAACCCUAAGCUGUGACGUUGACGGACACCCAGUGCCGGAAAUCGAAUGGCUACAUAGAGAAGAAGAUCAAAAUAUACGUGUGGGCAGAACUGCGAAUUUGACACUUACCGUGGACACGCAUACCUCUGGAAGAUACAUCUGUAAAGCAAACGUUGAAGGGUACCCGGAAAUAGAGGCUGAAGCAGCCAUCUACAUAAAAGGACCGCCAAAGAUAAUAUCAAACCAGACACAAUUCGGUUCACAAGGUGACAGCGUGAAUAUAGAGUGCGCGGCGUUCUCAAUACCAAGAAUCGAUAACAUUUACUGGAGCUUUGAAGAUAAAGAUAUUGACUCUGUUCAUGAUCAGGAUUACGCAUUUUUGGAAGAUUUGCAACCAGGAGGCGUUGUUAAUUCAACGUUGAUCAUCAGAGAAAGUCAAUCAAGGCACUUCGGAACUUAUAAAUGUAAUGUCUCCAAUGAAUUCGGAAGCGACGUUAUGGUGAUUACCCUCAAACCAAACAAAUCCUUUCCCCUGCUAUUGAUUUUAUUCGGAGCCACAUCUGGGACAAUAAUGGUGGCUGUUCUAAUAAUGUUAGUGAUAUUGUGUCAAAGAAAGCAAAGGAAGAACAAACAGGUUCAAAUGACGGAGAAACCUGAUGUUACAGUAACAGCUGAGGAAUUGUUUAAGGAAAACGAUCGGAAUUCAAAUAUAAGCGAUUUGAAACUUGAAUUACGACAAGCUAAUGGUAGUUGUGAAGUUGAUUAUUCCAACACCGGUUCGGACAGUACCUUGUGCUCCAAUGCGAAAUUAGGGAGCGGUAUUCCAUUAGCCGGUACAGUCGCGUUGUCAGCGGUGAAUCAGACCAACACAUACCAAGGAUACAGAUAUAGUAACGACUACACAGAUCCCGCCUAUUCUGACUGCUACAAGGGCAAUGGAUUCAACAAUGGCUAUCAAACGUAUGUGCAUUAUGGACACGACUAUACCCCGGGAUCGUUGCGUGUACAGUCGCCGACACUCAGCGGUGAAAAAUUGACACCUAACAGGUCUAUAAACGGCAGCCUACCGAGAAGCAUUGAAACAUCAUCAACUAUACAAUUCAAUGCGACCAAUGGCUCCCAGAAUAAUUCAUUGCAACGCUCCACCAAGCGACAGGACAGUAGUAAUGCAUUAAAUAAUUUAGGAGUGCCGACGGGCGAAGGAAGUAGAGUACCAAAUGGUGGCAUCAUACACGGCGUGGACGUAAGAUACGCUGCAACUUACGGCAACCCUCACUUACGGACGACUACCAGUCUCGGCUUCCCCACUGUCAACACUGCUAAACCUGCUUCAACUCCUGCGCCUCCACCGUAUUCCUCUGUCAGGAAUUCUGUUAUAUUACCUUCAGGUAACUCAUCGCAUUCAAUAACGUCGCCGACGAGCCUCACGUCGCCGCAAUGUGCAACAAGUCCUAUAACAAAUUCAACGAUGUCAACGGAGAGCGCACAGCCAGUGGUUGGCGCGACGACGACGCCGCAGUCUCCGAGCGCGCAUUACAUACUGGCAGCAACAACUAGGGCUUUAAGUAAUACUACUGUUACGAAGAAAGGAAAUGGCCAUCAACAACCUUUGGCUACACACGUGUAACUAAAAACUAUUAUAGUUAUAGAGUGGUUAUGUUUAGUGUAAAAUACGUGUUCUAUAGGACUUCAAUUUUUAAAAUAUUUUUACAUUUUCUAAUACUAAUGUCGAUGUGCUUUUGUUUUAUUUUGUGUGUUAUUAAUCUGUGAGUCUUAUUUCUUUUUAAUUUGCUUUAACGGCUCUUGUGAAUUUAUGUCAAUUCUUUUAUCAAUUUUACGAAGCGUUUUGAUAUUGCUUCGUGUUUAGUCCGAUUUAUCUGACCCGGUGAUUAUAAGCGUCACUAAAUUAUAUUACACCUACGUUCUGUCUUUGUGCAAAUUGUCACAAGGUCCUUGUUUUGAACCGUCUUGUUUUGCGUCAUUCUAUGACUAAGUUGGUCACUUUCUGACAGAAAUAGCGGCGUUAACGGCACCUAUCUCACCAAGUCAGAUGAAUUUGACGGUCUAUGUGUAUCAUUUCAGAUGUACUUUGUCAAUUUUCUUAGAGUUUGUGACUGUUGGCCUUGUAGGAAUUAAGUCUACUGAGAAAUGACGUCAUUUAUCACUGUUAUAAUUGGGAUGUUGUCAAUUUCACAAUCUGACUGAGACUGGUCUUGUUACUAUUGUAAUAUUGUAAUUAUUGUGUGUAUAAAUAUAUCUAUAAGUUACUUAGCUUUACUACUAUAUAGUUUAGCAUUUAUGAGUGUUAUUCUAUCAAAUAGAAUAUUCUUACGAUGAGUUUUAACUGCAGUGACAUUGUAUUAUCCACUCUAUCUACAGUAAUUAACGGCUAAUUCUCACUAGGCUAAUAAUUUAGUCGAGUCCCAAUUUAGUACCUAAAUUAUCAGAAAUACUAAAAUUUUAGUCGACUUGUAAAGCUAAAAAUUUAGUCGAUUCAAUAAGUUCUGUUCCAUUUUUCUGCAAAUAUCGUCUUAUACUUUGCUAAAAAGCUAAAGUACUAACCUUUUUUAGUCUAAAUAGUAAUAGUACAACUAUCAAAACACUCCACAUACUACGCAAGUACUCACUCGGUACUCGACUAAAUUACUAAACUAGUGUGACCUAACCCUAAUCGAUUACAUGCAAUUGUCUCUGCAGUGAAGCUUUAGUUAUUAUUUUCUUUUAGUCAAUAUUCAUUGCUAUUAAACUAACACUUGUCAUCCUAUAAGAUUGUUGUAAUUUUUUUUUGUACAUUACUUUCUAGAAUUUAAUGGAAUAUUCGUUAUAAUUGAUGUGGAUUUUGCAUAGAUUUUAUCGAAGUGUAACUUUUCAUUCUUUUUAUUUGGAUUUCAUUUUAUUCCUAAUUGCUUUUGCGUUAUUAACCGUAAAACCUUGUCUAUAAGUGUCUAUUUCGAAGCAGUUUUAGUUUAUUUUCUAUGUGUCUUAAGUUACAAAAUAUAUAGUAAUUUUUAAUUCUCACAUAUGUUUGAAUGAAAUAUAUCAAAUUAAUAUGUACUAUCGAGAGUGCCAUAUCAUGUCUCUAUGACGUAUUAUUAAUAACAUAUCGUUACUUUACUAAAAUAUCUAAAAUAAUUCACUAUUUUAUUUGAGUUUAAUUUUUUUCAGAGUCAAUGCUCAAAAAUUGUUUAAAAUUUCGAUCUAAGACUGACUAGUGUAACCUACAUUUUUUAUUUCAUUUGACAUGGAAAUAGACUAUCGGAAUUAUUUUUAUCGAUUUUAAACCAAUCAUACUUUGAAACACGAAAGUAGAGCCAUAUAGUAAUUAUAGUACAGUUGAUUGCAAAAUAAUGGAUGACAAAGAAUAUUUUUAAAUCUAGAUUCAGUUGUAACACUUUAUGUAGAACUAGUUACUGCACGCGACUUCGCCCUCGUGAAAUUAAAAAAUGUCGCCUAUGUUAGUCAUAGAUAAAUUACCUUUCUAACGGUG